This is a messenger RNA of Myripristis murdjan (pinecone soldierfish), 5962 nucleotides long. RefSeq names its product deltex 1, E3 ubiquitin ligase (gene dtx1). Gene Ontology annotation, molecular function: zinc ion binding. Gene Ontology annotation, biological process: protein ubiquitination; Notch signaling pathway. NCBI's taxonomy places the organism in Eukaryota, Metazoa, Chordata, Actinopteri, Holocentriformes, Holocentridae. The transcript has 10 exons. The record is from RefSeq and is a predicted model, not a curated record. The coding region runs from base 835 to 2763 and encodes 642 amino acids.
GGCUAACCAUACAGGUGCGCCCGGACCUUUGUGCGUAAUUCUGGACCCUGUCGCGUGUUUGAUUUGUGAAUGCGUGACAUUUGGCAUCACAGAGGAAAAUACGAGUGUGCGGCGGAACGAGUCUGUAGCCCGCACACUGGGAAGCUUGUAACUGGGGCAUGCAUUCACUUUAACACAGCGGACCAACAAGCCGAAUAACACUGGUGUAGUCUGUGGCAGAUUCAUUGGAAUAAAACGACGGAUUAGAUCUUCUGCAAUAGCAUUGCACCUACCAGACUGUUGGAGCUGUAAGAGGUUGGUUUCAGAAUCUGUUUUAAAGAUUUGGGGGAAUGUACAAAUCAGUGAUGUGAACCCCUACCUGCCUCUCAGGAUUUGCGCCUCGUUUUUUUCUUUUGGAUUAUGAUUCUCGGCCGGAGCCUGGGACAUGUUGCCUUUACCUGACACAUCUGUGGCACAACCGCAGCCUCCAGAGAGUGUAUCCGGUGUACCUGCUGCUUAUCUGCUUUGGUUUGCUGUGGAGGUCUGAGGCAGCUACACCUGCAGAUUUCAUCAUCGCCAACAUCAUCUGCCACUUCAGACGAGACAAGCCACAAGAGGACAGAGGCUUGUCUUGGUUGAUCAAAGAGCCAGCAGUCAGAGGGCAGCCUACCUGUAGACGAUGACUCCAGCAGAGCUGCUUGCCUGAAGCGGCUCUGACAACUGACGACUGCCAUACUAAUCGCUGAUUCAAAGCUUUUAUGUUUGGCACUGCUGGAAAUGAUUGAGUGUGUCAGUUGACUGACUGGCUUGUAGUGGUGUUCUGGCCGACUGCUGAACCACAGGCACCGGAGGGAGAUGGCUCGUCCGGGCUCUGGGGUGCUGGUGUCCGUCAACGGGCUGGGGUACCCUCCUCAGAACUUGGCCAGGGUGGUGGUGUGGGAGUGGCUGAACGAACAUGGGCGCUGGAGGCCCUACAGUGCGGCGGUGUGUCACCAUAUUGAGAACGUCCUGAAGGGGGAUGCGAGGGGAACCGUGGUUCUGGGCCAGGUGGACGCCCAGCUCGCUCCUUACAUCAUUGACCUGCAGUCCAUGCACCAGUUCAGACAGGACACAGGCACCAUGCGGCCGGUGCAGAGGAACUUCUACGAGCCGUCGUCCGCCCCAGGGAAGGGCGUGGUGUGGGAGUGGGAGAACGACAACGGCUCCUGGACGCCCUACGACAUGGAGAUCUGCGUGACCAUCCAGAACGCCUACGAGAAGCAGCACCCCUGGCUGGACCUGACCUCUCUGGGCUUCUGCUACCUCAUCGACUUCAACAGCAUGGCCCAGACCAACAGGCAGAGCCAGCGCAAGCGACGCCUCCGCCGACGCAUGGACCUGGCCUACCCCCUCAUCAUGGGCUCCAUCCCCAAGUCGCAGUCGUGGCCUGUGGGCGCCAGCUCCGGACAGCCCUGCUCCUGCCAGCAGUGCAUCCUGGUCAACAGUACGAGGGCGGCUUCCAACGCCAUCCUGGCCUCCCAGCGCCGUAAGCUGUACGGAGGGACGGCGGGCAACCCGGGGGCUGCGGGGACGCUGACGGUGGUGCGGCAAAGCAACACCUUUGCCGGAACCUCCCUGUGGUCCCCGUCUUCCACCUCCGCCGGCACCAACAACAAUAACAUAAGUGUUGGAGGCGGACAAGCCAAAGCUGAACAGGUGCAGUCGCCGCUGUCUGGUGCCAACUUCCCCUGUUCCCCCGUGAUGCCGUCCCUUUCAUCCGCCCAUGGCCACCAUGCUCUCACCAUCAACGGACAGAACAACCUGAACCGUCCAGGCACUCAGCGCAUUUCCAUGGGCACUGCCAGAGGAACCAUCCCUCCAGGGGUUCCUGCCCUCCCUGUAAAGAACCUGACUGGAUCUGGACCGGUGCACCCAGCACUAGCAGGCAUGACAGGCAUCCUGAUGUGUGCGGCAGGUCUGCCCGUGUGUCUAACUCGGGCCCCAAAGCCCAUCUUGCACCCGCCGCCCAUCAACAAGAGUGACAUGAAACCUGUGCCAGGAGUCAACGGCAUCCGUCGCAAGACCAAGAAGAAGCACCUGAGGAGAGGAAAAAACCCAGAGGAUGUGGUGCGGAGAUACACAGAGAAGAUUAAAGUGGUCCCAGAUGAGGACUGCACUAUCUGCAUGGAGAGGCUGGUCAUGUCGUCAGGCUAUGAGGGCGUCCUGCAGCACAAAGGCAUCAAGCCAGAGCUGGUGGGCAAGCUUGGCAAGUGUGGGCACAUGUACCAUCUGCUGUGCCUGGUGGCCAUGUACAACAAUGGCAAUAAGGAUGGCAGUCUUCAGUGCCCGACAUGCAAGGCCAUUUAUGGGGAGAAAACAGGCACGCAGCCUCCAGGGAAGAUGGAGUACCACGUCAUCCCCCACUGCCUGCCUGGCUACCCGGACUCCAAGACCAUCCGCAUCGUCUACGACAUUCCUGCCGGCAUCCAGACCACUGAGCACCCCAACCCGGGGAAGAAGUUCAGCGCUAGAGGCUUCCCUCGGCACUGCUACCUCCCCGACAACGACAAAGGCAGGAAGGUCCUGAAGCUGCUGAUCAUGGCCUGGGACCGACGCCUCAUCUUCACCAUCGGGACGUCCAGCACCACAGGCGAGUCGGACACGGUGGUGUGGAACGAGAUCCACCACAAAACAGAAUUCGGCUCCAACCUGACGGGCCACGGCUACCCCGACCCCAACUACCUGGACAACGUUCUGACUGAGCUGUCGGCGCAGGGCGUGGGCGAGGACAACCUGAAGGACUGAGGGCCAGCCGAGUUGGCAUGAAGGAGCACCACCCACCUCGCCCCGACUCCCAGAGAGCAGGGCCACUGCAUGACGGGCCAACAUGCAGCCGACAAACAGUCCUUUACUCCCCACAACCAAAACAGACCCUGCAGAUAAGCUGGCACAAGAGCAACGGAAAUAAAACAAAUGACAUGGUUGUAAUCAAUGUUUUGAUUCAGUAAUACUGUUAUUUGUAUUACCUAAAACUCCCCAAAUUGGCCCCUUCUGUCUCUUGAUCCAUGCCUUGAGCAUGUGUGUUGUUGCCAAAUAUUCUAAUAGGGUUAAGGAAUGUAAAGACUACGGUGAGAUUUCUGUCUCAGAGUUAUAAUCAGCAGGUAAAUUGUCUGUAAAUCCCCUUUACAUUAUGAAUCUGUUCCUCUGCACCGGGGGAAAAGUGAUGAGGGGUCCAAGGUUUAAGAAGGGAUAUUUGCAAAUGCUAACCUCCAAAUUGCAUGGCCCACACUUAACGCUGCAUAAUGGAUGUUGAGCGCCUAUCUGUGUUGAAAGGAGAAACGGAUUUUGAAAUCCAUUAUCUUUAAUGAAAUAUCUAUAUAUUAAAUGUUAAAGGCUGGUGUUGACGGUCUCAGUUGUUGCUGGGUGGUAUGUAGAGAAAUUUAGGAGAAUUUCAGAAUGAUCUCAAAUUAAAUACUCGUAAGCUUUCCCUGUUUACUCUAAUUCUCUUGAAAAGCAGAGAAGUGGUUAUAUUGUCCUUGUAGUAUUUGGAACUUGGUUUUGUGAUUUUGAAAGAUUGGCCCUUGGCUUUUAGUAACUAAUCAGUGAAUCUGAGUGGUCAGUGAUGUGAUUGUAAGGUUUCUGUGGGCAUCUCUGAUCGGCCACUGUGACAUUUCCCAUGUCUGACACCAUGUUGGUCAGUCGCUCUUUAAAACUGAGGUGUGUUUUGUUGUGCUUGUGCUCGAUCCAGAGAGAAAAAGGCUAUGAAAUGUUAGUUGGUUGAUGAUGAAUGUGUUUGGUAUGGGCGGCCUUGUGGACCGCCUUUGAAAGGAAACAUAAAACAGGCUAAACAAGCGUCUUACCGGUCAGUUUGAUGCUUGUUAAGAAGGUGGUGCAGCUUGAAAAGCAGUGAAGCAGAUUUUGCGAGCCUCCAAGGUUGAAAUCAUUUGUUUUGUGGACACACUGAUGACGCUGACCUCUGUGAAUAUAAACCCUGUGUUGUUAUUCUCACGUUAGAGGAAACACAGGCUUUGGCACAAUCUAUCAUGCUCACCAUACAUGGAGCGGUGAGUGCGUGUACGCAUGCUCUGAGGCAUUAAUACGCCGGGUUUGAGUCCUUGGGACAGAAAAAAGCUGAACACGCUUCCCAGACAGCAACAUCCCUCUUUCAAAGACCAACAGUUUUCCCUUGGAGAUCCAUCUUAGGCAGCGCUGCCCUCACACCCGCCUGUGAUCUACAAGCCUCUUGUGGGCUGUUUGGCGUUGGGCUGCACGCUGGUUGCUGCUUGUUUGUACAGCAGCGGUACGUCCCCUUCUCUGCAGGAGCUCACUGAAGGUUGUUUGGGCUGGUCCUGAUGUAUGGCCUCGCCCUGCUUCCCUCCUCCUCCUCAGCAGCAAAACCUUUCAUUCUAGAAACCACGUGAUUGCUUCUUCUAAUAUGUGGUUGGAUGUUGAUGCUCCACUGGGAACUGCGUCUCCCUUUGCUCUCCUUUCCCCCCCUGCAGACUUUAUGCCUGUGAGCUAAAGAAUUUUUCAAAGAUCCUGGGUGGAAAUCUUGUGAAAGAUAAAAGAUAAGCGAGCGCUGCAUAAUUCUCCAUAAAUAUAUAUCCGAUCAGUUUUAAUGAGCUGAGAUACUGAUGAUGCAAAAGGUGUUGAUGUAAAGGUUUAUGGCGUGGGCGCCCACUUGUGGGUUUAAUUUGCUGACUAUUUGGGAGUGAAUCAUAGUCUUCCAUAGCACUUUGAGGCAACUGUUUUCUUUAAUCAAUCCUUUCAUUUUUAGGAAAAUGUCUUAAAUUGUAUUGGCAACAAUAUCUGUUGUGUUUUUUUUUUAAGUUGAUGUUUAUAAACUGGCUUGUAAUGCUUUGAAAAAUAUAUAUAUGAUAUACAUUUGCAGAUGUGAUAUACCUUUAAAUUGAAGCUCAAUUUGAGUCUAUGGUGUAAGUUUAAUUUAUUUUUAUACUCUUCUAUAUAGAAAAUAUAAAGACAUUGACUUGCCCACAUAUCUAUACACAGGCACAUAUUAACAUGAAUACAUAAAAUCUGGCAAAGGUUCAUUUGUCAGUAUGUCAGGGACUGUUGAAAUAUGUAUGACAUGUUAUGGACGUCUUAUAUUACCAGUAGUCUUAGCGUAUGCUGCUGUUGUUAACUUAAUGUAGAAUCUGUGUAGUUGAUCCCCCGAGGGAUUCCAAUAAAUACAGUAAGUGUGUCUUGAUUAUUGGUGGGGGGAGCUUGAGCAGCAUGAAGAUGGCCGUUCCCCCAAAUGGGCCAUUUAUCUUUUCUACUUCUCCAGAACCCCACCAGUGGACACCGUCAGCAAUCUUUGUUCAGUCACGAGGUGGAAACACCAGGCCUGGGUUAAAUAGCAGCUGCAAAUAAUUCUCAGAGUUUGUUUUACCUGAUUGGAGCAGCACCCGGGUGGGAUUUACCUCAUGAGGGAAACUCACAGACAGAGGACUCCCCAAAUUAUAGAUAAGUACGCUGACUUCAAUUAUUUUCAGCUACUUUCCUGUGGUUUCUGGCGCUAAAUGUGUUGUCCUUUGUGUCAAACGUUUACUGUCUGCCACCGACGCAGGCUACAAAGAAAACUAUCAAAAGUUAUUUGCAACUGCAAUUUGGCCCAGGUCUUCUAAACAACAUGUCAUUUUGCCUGUUCCAUUUCAAAUUUUCUCCUUUACAACUUUUUGACACCCUUUUUUAGGAACAGCAAGACAGAAUGCUUCCAACGUAUCAGGGAAUUUUCCAUUUUGAGUCGAGUUUCAUGAAAUAGAGAAGUACAAAGGGGUGCUUCUUCAACUUCUGCUCUCCAUGUGUCCGUCCUGUAGUAUGAAUGGUGCAGGCCCUUUAGACUUUUCAGGUGUGUACAGUUACAUGGUUUUGGGACGAACGAUGAACAAAUCAUGUUUGUUAUUUGUCGAUUUAGGAAGAGAGAUGGUGUUUAUGCAAUUUACUAUAUGUCAGAAGUAAUAUGUAAUUUAUGUGUAGCAAGAAGGAUGCUUUUUCUCGGGAG